AUGGACUACGCGUGCGGGUCGGGCGCGGACUGCAGCAUGGCGGCGCCAGGCGGGCCGUGCUACCUGCCGGACACGCUGGUGGCGCACGCCUCCUACGCGUUCAACAGUUACUGGCAGCGUACCAGGGUCGCCGGCGGGACAUGCGACUUCGGCGGCGCCGCCAUGCUCGUCACCAGAGACCCUAGUUAUGAUGGUUGUCAGUACAUUUACAUGUGA
This is a messenger RNA of Miscanthus lutarioriparius, 216 nucleotides long. The record is from the annotation of a GenBank genome assembly. NCBI's taxonomy places the organism in Eukaryota, Viridiplantae, Streptophyta, Magnoliopsida, Poales, Poaceae.